AUGGUUCAGGCCAAGAGCGAAAUGGCUUCAGUAGCCAUCACGGGACUUGCGUGCCGAAUGCCCGGUGCUGGCCGCAACCUAGAGAGCUUCUGGGAUUCCAUCUGCAAUGGCGAAUCCGCCUGGUCUCCAAUCCCUCCCGACCGGUUCCGCGCCGACGCCUUUGCCGGUAACAUGGCAAAAGGGGGUCACUUUCUCCAGGAAGACAUCUCACUCUUUGACGCAAAAUUCUUCAAUGUCUCCCGCGAUGAGGCCAGCGCAAUGGACCCCCAACAGAGGCUCAUGCUGGAAGUCGUGUACGAGGCGCUCGAAGCGGCGGGUCAUCCCCUGAGUGAGAUUGCUGGCACCAAAACAGGCGUCUUCAUGGGUCAGUUUACCGACGACUACCGGGAACUGGUCAACCGCGACCCAGAAACGUCGCUCCCAUAUUCCAUGACGGGCUUGCAACGCACGUCUCUUUCCAACAGGAUCUCAUGGCUGUUCGACCUUAAAGGGCCGAGUUUCACGGUAGCCACCGCGUGUUCCUCCAGUUUGGUCGCGCUACACCUCGCCUGUGAGAGUCUGCGGAGCGGGGAGACGGAUAUGGCGAUUGUGGGCGGCUGCAACCUGAUGAUCAGCCCGAGCAUGUUCAUAUUCCAGAGCGGCCAGGGGUUCCUGUCGCCUGACGGAAAGUGCAAGACGUUCGACGCAUCGGCGGACGGUUACGGACGAGGCGAAGGAUUCGCCGUCGUUGUGCUUAAGCGUGUCGACGACGCCAUCCACAACGGAGACCCGAUUCGGGCGGUCGUCCGCGGGUCUGGUUCGAACCAAGACGGCCACACCAAGGGGUUCACGCUUCCGAGUGCUGACGCCCAGGCGUCGUUGAUACAAGACGUCUAUGACCGUGCCGGUCUUGAUUACAGCCAGACCAGCUACGUCGAAGCACAUGGAACGGGAACCAAAGCUGGUGACUUGGAGGAAACAACAGCCCUGUCCAGGACCAUUGCCUCUGGUCGCACCAACGGUAAAAAGCUUGUCGUCGGCUCGGUCAAAUCCAAUAUCGGCCAUCUUGAGGCUGGCGCUGGCCUUGCCGCUGUGGUGAAGAGCGUCUUGAUGCUAGAAAAGGGGGUCAUCCCGCCGAACAUCAACCUCACAACCCCGAAUCCGGCCCUGAAGCUGGACGAGUGGAACCUACAGGUUCCCCGUGCGGUUAUGCCGUGGCCUACGAACGGCCCUCGCCGUAUUAGUGUCAAUUCUUUUGGAUACGGCGGCACCAACGCGCAUGCCAUUUUAGAUGACGCCCGGAGCUACCUCGCCGAGAGGGGUGGUAAAACUCUCUCCCAAGUUGGGCACACGAAUGGUGUCAACGACACGCCCAUCGACUUCGUACCACAGCCCCUCCGCCCCCUCCUCUUCACUAUCAGCGCCCAAGACAAAGCGGGCAUCGCCCGCGUCAUCGACGCUCUCAAGACGUACCUCACCAAGCAACCUAACCCAACCACCGAAUCCGACCAAGCCCACCUCCACGCCCUCGCCACCACCCUCAACACGCGCCGCACCCACCACCAAUGGAAAACCUACACCCUCGCCACCACCCUCCCCUCCCUCCUCACCACCCUCUCCCCAUCCACCCCCUCAUCCACACCCACCCCCACCCCUACCCUAAUCCCACAACCAACCCUCUCCUCCCGCCCCCCAACUCUCACAUUCAUCUUCACCGGCCAAGGCGCGCAGUACGCCGCCAUGGGCCAGGCCCUCUUCCUCAGCAACACCGCCUUCCGCGCCAGCAUCUGCGCUGCCGACGCAUACCUGCGCGACACACUGGGGUGUGGCACGUGGUCGGUGGUGGAGGAGCUGGCGCGUCCGAAAUCGACGUCCCGGCUGCGCACGGCAAGGUUGGCGCAGCCGUUGUGUACGGUGCUGCAGGUGGGGUUGGUGGAUAUGUUGUGGUGGGGGUUGAAGCCCGCGGCGGUGGUGGGCCAUUCGAGUGGGGAGAUGGCGGCGGCGUAUUGUGCGGGCGCGUUGACGCGAGAAGAGGCCUGGCGCGUGGCGUAUUAUAGGGGGGUGGCGGCCGCGAGGUUGGGGGAGAUGGAGGGGGUGGUGGAGGGGGCGAUGAUGGCUGUUGGGGCUGGGCCGGCGGAGGUUGGUGGGUGGAUUCGGGAGGGCGGGUUCGCUGGGAAGGUGUGGGUGGCGUGUGAGAAUGCGCCGGCGAGUGUGACGGUGUCGGGGGAUGCGGAUGCCGUGGAGAGGUUGGAGGAGGUGUUGAAAAAGAGGGGAGUGUUCGCUAGGCGGCUGAGGGUCGAUGUCGCGUACCACUCGCCGCAUAUGCAGGCCGUCGCGAGGGAGUAUCUCGAGGCAAUUGCCGAUGUGGGCAAGGGGGGUGGUAAAGGGAAAGCCAAGCGCGGGUUCGAGUCCGGGUGCGUCAUGUACUCCAGCGUCACGGGUCAGAAAGUCGGCGAUCCGAGCGAGCUAGGCCCGGCGUACUGGGUCAGGAACCUCAUCUCGCCCGUCAAGUUCUCGACUGCGGUGCAGCGGAUGGCGGCCAGGAAGGGUGCUGCCGGUGGCGACGCCCCCGAUGUCUUCGUCGAGAUUGGUCCGCAUCCCGCGCUGCAGGGCCCGACGUCCCAGAACCUGCAAGCCGUGGGCAUCACGGAUGUUCAGUACUACUCGGCACUCAAGCGCGACAGAGACGGGCAAGAAACUGCCCUGGAGCUGGCAGGGAGCUUGUUCGCGAGGGGAUACCCCCUGAACUUCCGUGCGGUCAACCAGACCCCGGAACGGACCCGAACAUUGGUCGACCUUCCCGCAUACCCGUGGGACCAUUCCCGCGGCCACUGGGCCGAGUCUCGAGUGGCGAAGGAGUACAGGCUCCGCGAGCCCCUGCCCGGCAGCCUACUUGGGGCUACCUCCCCGGCCCUCGUCGCCGGCGAGCAUGUGUGGAGGGGACAUCUCAACCUGGCGAAGGAGCCCUGGAUAGCAGACCACAAGAUCCACGACACCGUUCUGUUUCCGGCGGCGGGCUUCAUCGCCAUGGCCGCCGAAGCUGCCCUGUUCACUGCUGAUACUGGCCGGGAGAUAUCCAAAUUCCGCCUCCGAGACAUCCACAUGACCACACCGUUGGUCCUGGGAGAGGCUUCGUCGGUUGAAUACUCCGUAUGCCUCCGGCCUCACCUCACUGCCAAUAAGGCGACGUCGUCCGAGUGGACCGAGUUCUCGAUUUCGAGCUCGCCAGACGGCAAGGCUCUCGAGAGGAACUGUAUCGGCUUGAUCUCGCUAGAGUACCGCUCCGAAAAGCAACAAGGCUCCCAGACGGACAGCACAGAGACGGCCGACGCCCAUCAAAAGGCGUGGGAGAGCCGCUUACAGAAGGCUUCCGAACUGUGCAAAUCCCCCGUAAAGGUCGACCACUUCUAUCAACGCAUGGCUUCCGCUGGGCUGCAAUACGGUCCGGCGUUCAAGAACCUGACCGCUGCCCGAACAACACCUACGCAGAGCUACGGCUCUGUCAGCGUCCCUGAGAUUGGGCUGGGUACUGGGUCCCAAAAGCCGCUAGUCGUUCACCCAGCAACUCUCGACGCCGUCCUUCACCUGGCGUUCACUGCUUUCGGGCAUGGCUCCAACCAGGCCAUCAAGGCGAUGGUGCCAAAGUCUAUCGACGAAGUUGUCAUAUCCACGGAUUUCCCCAACGAGCCCAAGGCCCAGAUCAGCGGUUACUCGACUGUCUCGAGGCAUGGGCACAGUGAGAUCCUCGCCGACAUGACUAUGCAGGAGGACGUGAGAGGGCAACCCGUCCUCAAAAUAACUGGCUUGUGCUGCGCUGAGCUGGCGGGUGCUCGUACGGACGAGAGCGCAGCUCAAGCGGCGAGAAGCAUCUGCAGCAAGCUGGUUUGGCGGCCAGCUCUGGAUUUGUUGACGAUGGAGGAGCUGAAGAAUUACCUCAAGUCGGCCGUUAGUUACUGCUCUUCCGCCCAACUGAGAGGACCAGGAAUGCUUACAAUUUGCCAGGUAAUUAAACUCAUCCAUCACAACAAGCCCGAAGCGUCCAUUACCGAGCUCGUCAAUUCGGGCAGCUCGGAGCCUCUUCUCUCAACUCUUGACGUUUCCGAUGCUUUGCAAACCGCAAGCUAUACCGUCUACGUUCCCGACGAAGCCACAAAACAGGCCGUGGAAGAACACGCCCAACCGCCGUCCGACGUGGACAUCGUGGUAUGGGACCCAGCUCAGGCACUCUCCGAAGUGGGCGGAUCCGGUACAUUCGACCUGGCCAUCAUCCCUACAGUCCCCAGCCAAACCCAGGAUGAGUCUCAAGCUGUGUCCGCCGUCGAAGACGCUGCUAAGCUGCUAGGGAGCAACGGCCGGCUGUGUGUUAUCGCGCUUGCUGAGCAGGCCAACGAGAUUGAAGCACGCGGUCGGGCAGCUGGCGUUCAAGACUGGCUCAGGUUGGAUGGUGUGGACCCGGACAAUCGGUUUGUCGCGUUACUUGGCCAUCGCAGGCCCGAGACAACCCCAAACGGUGUCGGUGGCCACCCUGAGGUGGUAAUUCUCCAGUCCCCGGACCCGUCGGCCGCGGCAGCGGACCUCGCCAGUUCUCUGGUGGCUGAGUUGACAUCCACCGGCUAUCCUGCUUCUUUGCACACCUGGGGCGCCUGUGAUACUGCUGCUAUUGAGGGCAAGGCGUGUAUCUCGCUUGUGGAAGUUGACCGUCCGGUCCUGCGGCAGCUCACCGAAGACCACUUCACCUUCAUCAAGGGCCUGAUCCUGGGGGCGCAGAAGGUGCUCUGGGUCGGGGCUUUCCCAGAGACAGACCCCAACAGCGCGAUAGUGACGGGUCUAGCGCGCGUCGUGCGCAGUGAGGAGCCGGGAAUCGUAUUCCACACGCUGCAGCUCAGUCUUCCCAGCAAGGGAGCGGGUGCGGAUACAUUACCUGGCUUGGUUCUCCGCGCUUUCCAAACCCCUGGCGGAGAGAACGAAUUCAGAGUCAACAACGGCACCAUCGAAAUUAGCAGGGUCGUCGAGGACGGUGAGCUGAAUGCGGACCUGCUCGAGAGCCUCGGUGUGGCCAGGGCAGAGACGGCGACGGUGAAGCAAGUCCCGCUGGAGGAGGCCGGCACGCCCCUCAAACUCAGCGUCCGCAACGCGGGGCUUCUAGACACGCUCUGCUUUGAACCCGACACACUCCCAGACACGCCACUAGGCGACGACGAAGUCGAAAUCGAAGUCAAGGCCACCUCGCUCAACUUCCGCGACGUCAUGACCGCCAUGGGCCAGCUCCCGACCACCGAACUCGGCUUCGACGCCGCCGGCACUAUCCUCCGCACCGGCCGCUCCGCAUCCCGCCUCUUCCACCGCGGCGACCGCGUCGCCAUGUGCAUGCCGGGCGCGCACCGCACCCUCCACCGCGCCCACGCCUCCCUCGUCCACCCCAUCCCACCCACCCUCUCCUUCGCCGACGCCGCCACCCUGCCCCUCGCGCACGGCACGGCGUGGUAUGCGCUGGUGUACCUGGCGCGCGCGCGCGCAGGGCAGAGCGUGCUGAUCCAUGGGGCCGCGGGCGGGGUCGGGCAGGCGGCGCUGCAGGUGGCGCGGCAGCUGGGGCUGGAGUGUUAUGUGACGGUGGGGUCGGAGGUGAAGAGGAGGUUGGUGAGGGAGGGGUAUGGGGUGGGGGAGGAGAGGAUCUUUAGUUCGAGGGAUAGUGGGGAGUUUGGGAGGGGGGUGAUGAGGGCUACGGGGGGGAGGGGUGUGGAUGUGGUGUUGAAUUCGUUGCCGGGGGAGGCGUUGCGGCAGUCGUGGUAUUGUGUGGCGCCGGGGGGGACGUUUGUGGAGAUUGGGGUGAGGGAUAUUAUGGAUAAUGGGAGGCUGGAGAUGAAGCCGUUUUUGAGGGAGGCGACGUUUACUUUUUUUGAUUUGAGGAAGGUGAUGUUGGAGAGGCCGGCGCUGAUGGGGGAGAUUCUGAAGGGGGUGUUUGGGUUGCUGCGGGAGGGGGCUGUUACGCCGGUCAGUCCCAUGGAGGUGUUCCCGGCGGGGGAGGUCGAGGGCGCGUUCCGUCUGAUGCAGUCCGGUCAGCAUGUGGGCAAGAUCGUGUUGUCGUUCGAGGACGGCAAGCAGACGGUGCCGGUGUGGCGGUCGUUGUCGCCUCCCAAGACGGUGGUGCAGCUCGACCCCGACGCGGCGUACCUCCUUGCUGGUGGGCUGGGCGGGCUGGGUCGCAGCCUGUCGGGGAUGCUCGUUGAUCGCGGAGCUCGCAAGCUAUGCUUCCUUUCCCGUUCUUCCAGUGCCGCCGAACGCCCGACAGCCCGCGAGCUAGUCCGGCAAUUGGAGGACCGCGGAGUACGGGUGGUCGUACUGCCCUGCGACGUCGCCGACGCAGACGCAGUCCGACAGGCUGUUGAGCAGUGUUCCGCGCAGCUCGGAAGGGUCGCGGGCGUCAUCCAGUGCGCCAUGGUCCUGCGGGACGGGCUCUUCCGCAACAUGACAUACACCGACUGGACCGAGUCGACGCGGCCCAAGAUCCACGGCACGUGGAACCUGCACGCCGCGCUGCCAGACGUCGACUUCUUCAUCAGCCUGGCCUCAUUCACCGCCAUCUUCGGCAGCAGGGGCGUAGCCAACUACGCGGCCGGCAGCACGUACCAGGACGCCGUGGCGCACUUCCGCCGCGGGCAGGGCAAGCACGCCGCCACGGUCGACGUCAGCAUCGUCAAGGACGCGGGCGUCCUGGCCGAGACGGGCAUGACGCAGGGGCUGAAGGACCUCGCGGGCCCCUACGGCCUCGACCAGCACGAGGUGGCCGAGCUGGUGUGGCUCGCCAUCUCGGGAGACGUGGCGGGCCAGGGCUCGCCCCAGAUCGUCACCGGCAUCGCGACGGGCGGCAGCGUGGUCGCGGGUGGCUUCGAGGCCCCCUGGUACCUGGACGACCCCAAGUUCGCCAUCAUGGCCCGGACGGGGCUCAAGGGCCACAGCAAGACUUCGACGGCCAGCAACGUGGACGACGUGCAAGGCCAGCUGUCCCGGGCGAAGACGCUGGAGGAAGCGAGCCGGGUGGUGAUGGAAGCGCUAGUCGAUCGCGUGGCCAAGAUGCUGCAGACGACAGCGGGCGAGAUCGACACGGACAGGUAUCUGCAUUCGUACGGCAUCGACUCGCUCGUGGCCAUCGAGACGGUGAACUGGGCGCUCAAGGUGUGUGCUGCCCAGGUGACCGUCUUCGAUAUCAUGGCUGCCGUCCCCAUCGCGGCCACAGCGAGGAAGAUUGCGAUCAACUCGUCGGCCACGCCCAAGGAGGUUCUCGAGGCGGCUGACUAG
Molecule: messenger RNA, 7275 nt
Organism: Chaetomium fimeti
Lineage: Eukaryota; Fungi; Ascomycota; Sordariomycetes; Sordariales; Chaetomiaceae
Product: PKS01 highly reducing polyketide synthase
Exons: 8
Coding region: 1-7275 (2424 amino acids)
Biological process (GO): secondary metabolite biosynthetic process; fatty acid biosynthetic process
Molecular function (GO): oxidoreductase activity; zinc ion binding; fatty acid synthase activity
Source: RefSeq, a predicted model, not a curated record